This is a messenger RNA of Talpa occidentalis (Iberian mole), 1219 nucleotides long. Its product is annotated as NKG2-C type II integral membrane protein-like. NCBI's taxonomy places the organism in Eukaryota, Metazoa, Chordata, Mammalia, Eulipotyphla, Talpidae. Gene Ontology annotation, biological process: positive regulation of natural killer cell mediated cytotoxicity; stimulatory C-type lectin receptor signaling pathway. The transcript has 10 exons. Bases 32 to 1210 code for a protein of 392 amino acids. The record is from RefSeq and is a predicted model, not a curated record.
CAGCAGUUCCUGACUUUACAGAGCAGCAGAGAUGAAGGAGCAAAGAGUCACCUAUGCAGAGCUGAAGCUGGCAAAGGUCUCAAAGAGGCCGCAAGUGAAACCUAAAGAGAGUAAAAGCUCCACUACUGUAACGGAGCAGGGAGUAACCUAUGCAGAAUUAAGUCUUCACAAUGCUGCUCGGGAUCCUCAGGAGAAUGGCAAGUCCUGUCACCUCAGAGGCUUAGCAGCACCUCCAGAGAAGCGUAUUGCUGGGAUCUUGGGACUCACCUGCCUUGCCUUGAUAUGCAUUAUUGUGCCAGUGUGGAUUAAUUUACCCGUAGCUACUAAUCCAGAGCAGAAUGAUUUCUCGACAGUAACAAACAUCGAGAAAGCAUGUCAUUGUGGCCCUUGUCCAAGGGAGUGGAUUAUGUACUCCAACAGCUGCUAUUACUUUGGUGCUGAAAAAAAAACCUGGAAGGAGAGCGUGACGGCCUGUCAGAGUAACAACUCUCAGCUGCUCUACAUAGACACUGAGGAAGAACUGAAAUUGAUGAACUCCAUAUCAGUUGCGUCAUGGAUUGGAGUCCACCGUAAUGAUAGUGAUCAGCCAUGGAAGCUCUUAAAUGGGUCAACUUCCCAGCUAAAGUGGGUUCUCGUGUCUGUAAACUGUCAACAUUUGUCUCCACUUUUUGUCCGUGUUUCCAUUUCUCUCCCUGCAGACCCACCUUUACCUCCAGGGCAGAUUACUGCUGAGGUCCUGGGGAUCAUCUGCCUGGUCUUGGUGUCCACGGUAAUAAAAACCAUAGUCCUUACUCCCGAACAGAAUGAUUUCUCCCCAGUAACAAACAUCCAGAAAGCAUGUCAUUGUGACCCUUGUCCAAAGGAGUGGAUUACGUACUCCAACAACUGCUAUUACUUUGGUGCUGAAAGAAAAACGUGGAGGGAGAGCGUGACGGCCUGUCAGAGUAAGAAGUCUCAGCUGCUCUACAUAGACACUGAGGAAGAAAUGAAAUUUAUGAAAUCCAUAUCAGUUGUGUCAUGGAUUGGAGUCUACCGUAAUGACAGUGGUCAGCCAUGGAUGUUCUUAAAUGGGUCAGCUUCCCAACUAGAGAUAAGAGAAAUUGAAGUUGCUAUUGAUCAAACUGCAAAGCACUGUGGUAUGCUACAGUCUAACUAUUAUGCGGAGAAUUGUGAAGCUCCAAAUUUGUAUUAUUGCAAGCAUAAGCCUUAAAUUAAAAAA